CGUGCGCCUUCUUCCCGCGUACGUAGAGCCAUGAAGUUUCGCGCGAGGAUCGUGGACGCCGCUUGUCUGAACCACUUCACGCGGGUCAGUAACAUGAUAGCCAAGCUGGCCAAAACCUGUACCCUGCGCAUCAGUCCUGACAAGUUGAAUUUCAUCCUCUGGGAUAAACUGGCCGCUGGAGGAGUCAGUAUGUGGUGUGAACUGGAUCAGGAGAACUUCUUCAGUGAAUUUCAAAUGGAAGGUGUCUCUGCAGAAAACAAUGAAAUUUAUUUAGAACUCACAUCUGAAAAUUUGUCCCGAGCCUUGAAAACUGCUCAGAAUGCUAGAGCCUUGAAAAUAAAACUGACGAAUAAGCACUUUCCCUGUCUCACUCUCUCUAUAGAGUUGUUAUCUGUGUUGAACAGUAGUCGCAUUGUGACACAUGAUAUUCCCAUAAAGGUUAUUCCUAGAAAAUUGUGGAGGGAUUUGCAAGAACCUGCGAUACCAGCUUCUGAGGUUAGCAUUUAUUUACCAGUUCUGAAGACGAUGAAGAGUGUUGUGGAAAAAAUGAAGAACAUUAGCAAUUACCUUAUCAUUGAAGCUAAUCUAAAUGGGGAGUUGAACUUGAAAAUAGAAACUGAAAUAGUGUGUGUUACAACUCAUUUUAAAGACCUUGGAAACCCUCCAGUAGCCUCAGAAAACACUUCUCAAGGCAGAAAUCCAGAACAAAUGGCUGAAGUUCACAUAGACAUUAAGAAGCUCCUUCAGUUUCUCUCUGGACAGCAAGUCAAUCCUACAAGGGCUAUCUGCAAUAUUGUGAAUAACAAGAUGGUUCAUUUUGAUUUGCUCCUUGAAGAUGUUUCCCUGCAGUAUUUCAUCCCUGCUUUAUCAUAGAACCAACUUAGACUUGGGGAAAACAGAGAGCUUUGUCAUAUACUGGAGAAGCAACACAGUGAUGUGUCCUAAGUCAGUUGUGUUCAUACUACAGAUGAAUCCUAUACAUUUCACUUACCUUACCAUUACAAUUUUUGUUGUUGUUGUUAUGGGGCCACAUCCACCUGUGUUCAGUGCUUACUCCAGGCUCUGGUCUUUGAGAUCCCUCCUGCUGGUGCUUAGGGGACUAUAUGCAGUGCCAUGCAUUGAACAGGGAAUUGGCCAUAUGCAAGACAAGUGCCUUACCCACUAUCUUACCUCUUCAACCCACCUUAUUUCUAUACAGUGCCAUUUUUGGGGUGUUGGUGGUGAGGCGUAAUCACACUUGGCUGUAUUCCAGGUCUACUCCCGGCUCUACACUUCCUGGUGCUUCCUGUGGGUUUAGAGGAACUUGUGGGGUGCCAGAGAUGGAGCCCUUAUUGAUCAUUCAAGGUACUACCCUAACACUGUACUAUUAUUUCAGUCCCUACAUUGCUCUUUUUUUAUUUAAAA
Messenger RNA from Suncus etruscus (white-toothed pygmy shrew), 1404 nucleotides. It is a transcript of the gene HUS1, whose product is annotated as HUS1 checkpoint clamp component. The transcript has 8 exons. The coding region runs from base 31 to 873 and encodes 280 amino acids. Gene Ontology annotation, cellular component: site of double-strand break; nucleolus; checkpoint clamp complex. Gene Ontology annotation, biological process: mitotic DNA replication checkpoint signaling; mitotic intra-S DNA damage checkpoint signaling; telomere maintenance. NCBI's taxonomy places the organism in Eukaryota, Metazoa, Chordata, Mammalia, Eulipotyphla, Soricidae. The record is from RefSeq and is a predicted model, not a curated record.